UACAUGUGCAUGGUGGGAGUCAAACUGUGUUUACUUUUCGUCAGUGUGAUAAUCAGUAAAAAAAAAAGUUUUAGGUUAAAUUGAUAAGACUAAACAUGGAGGGGGGCUACGAUAAAAUUAAUCAACGUUGCAAUAUAUGCAAAGCAAGAAUUUCAUUUGCAACUAAUUAUAAACGCCACUACCAACAAGUUCAUAGUCCAGAUAAUUCUUUUAAAUGUGAUUUCGAAGGCUGUACCUACGCGUUGCAAACUCUCAAGUCAUUGAAUAAACACAGAACCGAGUGUCACAAUGAGCCUGGGUACAAUGCAGUCCUUCCAGACGAUCAGAGGAUGAUUUGGGGGGAGGAGAUCAAAUGUGUUCAUGAUAAAAGUGUGGUUGGAGUGUUUCUUGGUGUCUGCAAUUCCUACCAUGCGCCUACAGCCGCAAGAAAACGAGACAAUAAAAACUCUUUUUGUAUAGUUUCAAAACAUUUUCUAGCAGAAGACCUUUGUUUUUGUGACCACUCGACAGCGCGUAAGCUUUUUAUAGUAACGCUCAAGAAGAAAAUAAAUGAAGAAGAACAAUUCACAGCAAGAGUCACUGAAACCAGUGUUGGAUUCAAAAUGUAUGCUCGCCAGCAUUUCGUAAAUAGUAUAUAUUCAAACUACGCAUCCACGUACGAACUAACGGAGAAGGAAAAAGGUUCUGUUCGCGACAAACUCAAGAAAUCAGCAUUUGCCCAGCAUUACUCGGAAACACUUCGACAGGCACUAACAUAUCAUAACUGGAAAAACACAGAACAGGGAAAGAAGGCAGUUGCAGCCAAAGAGAAUAAGGAUGGGAAAUCGGGAACAAAAAGGAAUUUGGCUGAGACAAUUGUUUCUGGAGAAAGUUUGUCUCCUUCAAAAAAGAAAAAAGAUUCGGAGAACCAUCCCAUUCCCCAACAGUUUCACACCUUUGUCCGAGAAUACGGGAGACCGGCAUUGCGAAACAUGCUCGACAAAUUGAGCCAGGAAUCGAAAGAGUCAAAAUUGUCAAAAGAGUCAAAAUCAACGGAGUUCUAGUUUAUUUGUAGUUAAUGAAAUUGUCAAGCUGUAUAUGACUACUCGUUCUUUUUACUCAUACGUUCUGGGAAGUAGUAAAUAUGAAAGAAUAAAACCAAUUCCUUACUGUAAAAA
Folsomia candida is the source of this 1157-nucleotide messenger RNA. RefSeq lists its product as uncharacterized. The transcript has 5 exons. Lineage: Eukaryota; Metazoa; Arthropoda; Collembola; Entomobryomorpha; Isotomidae. The coding region runs from base 96 to 1043 and encodes 315 amino acids. The record is from RefSeq and is a predicted model, not a curated record.